Molecule: messenger RNA, 1439 nt
Organism: Dicentrarchus labrax (European seabass)
Lineage: Eukaryota; Metazoa; Chordata; Actinopteri; Moronidae
Exons: 4
Coding region: 191-565 (124 amino acids)
Source: RefSeq, a predicted model, not a curated record
ACCAAAGAAGCAGAAGAAGAAAAAGAAACAGUAACAGAAACAGAAGACGAGGAAGAAAAAGGGAAAACGGAUGUCAUUGUUGUUGUUAUCUUUAGAGAGUAAUUUGCUGGUUAUACAGAUCUGUCUUUGCCCCGUCCUGCUGUGUUUCCGUCCACUGCUGUAUCUUCAUUCAGGAGAGGAGGACUGACAAAUGGCCACGGCUCCUGCACCACCACCACCACCACCUCCUUCACUCUGUACAAACCUGCCCGAUAAAAGCAGGUGUCCACCGUGCCCUCAACAUGCUGCAAUACCAUUUAAAACCAGCCCUCCAGUCCAAGAGACAAGUCCUUCAUCCGGGACUCUACCAGAGGAUUCACCAGCCACACAACAGCUACCAGUGGAAAAUGGGCUCCAGGGUCCACCGUCAGAAGGAGAAGACAAUCCCUCUGAUAGUGCAGAUAAAAGCGGUCCAGUGCAGGAAACUGACCCAGCGCCACAGGCACUAAAUAGCCCACUGAUGACAGAGCAGCAAGAUGGAGCAGACACUCAGAUGGACCAGGCUGGAGAGGACCAAAUGCUCUGAAGCACUUUAGUUACUGAAAGGUCCAAUGUGUAGGAUUUAGUGGCAUGUAUCAGAUGCAGAUUAUAAGUCACUCGCUUCACCCUCAUUACAAGGGCAAUGGAGAAACUCUGGUGGCUGCGAAACACGCAAAAAACAGGAAAGGCCUUACCUAGAGCCAGUGUUUGGUUUGUUUGUUCUGGGCUACUGUAGAAAUAUGGCGGUUCGUCAUGGCGGACUCCGUAGAAGAGGACCCGCUCCCUCUGUAGAUAAAACAGCUCAUUCUAAGGUAAUGAAAACACAACAAACAGUUCUUAUAUUCAGGUGAUUAUACACUAAUGAAAACAUAACUAUGGAUAUUAUAUUCCGUUUCUGCCAAUAGAUCCUCCUAAAUGUUACACACUGGUCCUUUAAAAACAAAUAUUUAUUGGUACUUCAAAAUGCUGUUCCCAGCUGCACUGAAACACAUCGGAGUACAAUCAAGUGAGGACAUCGCUUUUUUUUCAGGCCAAAGAUGUUUGAUAUCAUUUCAGCUUUCAAUCAUCAUCAUUACUUGCAGCUGCAUUUAGAGCUUUGUUUUUUUUCAUACACACUCCUCCAGCCAAUUACUUUAAAGUACCUUUGAGAAACUCUGAAUCAAACUGAGAUUAAAAAUAGAUAUUUUAGUGACAUAGCUAUAAAAAAUGUAAAUUAACUUAUUGUAAAUAACCACAAAAUGAAUAUAAAGGCUAAGUAAAAGCACUUUGAGUAUAUAUAGUUGCCAUUAUUUAUUAUUAAUUAAAGACAUAGGUUUAUUUGUUUUAGUUUUUUUGUUUACUUAAAUGCACAUUUGGACUGAAUGUAGUUUUUGCCACUUUCCAUAAUAUCUCCAUGAAUUAAAGUCUGCUUUGAAAACCUA